GAAGCCGUCCUAAACCACAUCCCAACUUUCAACUUAAUCUGUAAACGCCCUUAAUAUUUUCCUUUUUUCCAUGUUUUCACUUUCUUGGGCUUUACGCACACUUUGGUACAGUUUAAUAUAAGGGUCUAAAUUUGAUCCCACUGACUUCCACUCGUGCGUGAAUAUGAGCACGUGCCCGAUUGGUUUCCAUCAUUAUUUUUUAUCAUGAAUCAGUUCGUACUGUAGCUGUCUCCGCAGCCUUUCGGGUCCUAUAUGCAAACACGCCCCCUCCCUCUUCUGCUUGCGCAGAGGCGCAUCCUCCUCGUUUUAACCCCCGACACCGGUCUCUGCGCACCCAUUGCAGUCAUUCUGCUGUCAGGGAACUAUUAACUCUUACCUCAGCUCAGCCGGGUUGUGAGUGCGUGCGCGUGUUUUCUGCCGUGACUUGUCCAGAUGGAGGACUACCACAAACCGGACCAGCAGACUCUGCAGGCGCUCAGGAACAUCGCCACCCGACUGAGGAUCAACUCCAUCAAGGCUACAACUGCAGCGGGCAGCGGUCACCCGACAUCAUGCUGCAGUGUGGCAGAGAUCAUGUCUGUCCUCUUCUUUCACUCCAUGAAGUAUCGACCUGAAGAUCCGCGUAACCCUGACAAUGAUCGAUUUAUCCUCUCCAAGGGUCAUGCAGCUCCCGUGCUGUACGCCGUGUGGGCAGAAACCGGCUACCUGAAGGAGAAUGAGCUUCUCAAUCUCCGCAAAGUGGACUCCAUCCUGGAGGGGCACCCUGUCCCGAAACAGCAGUUUGUGGACGUGGCCACUGGAUCUCUGGGUCAGGGGCUGGGAGUUGCCUGUGGAAUGGCUUACACCGGAAAAUACUUUGACAAGGCCAGCUAUCGAGUGUUCUGCCUGCUGGGUGAUGGCGAGCUGUCAGAGGGCUCGGUCUGGGAAGCCAUGGCAUUUGCUUCCUACUACCAGUUAGACAACCUGGUGGCCAUCUUUGACAUCAACCGUUUGGGUCAGAGUGACCCAACUCCACUGCAGCACCAUGUGGAGAAAUAUCAGCGCCGAUGUGAAGCCUUUGGCUGGCACUCCAUCAUUGUGGACGGCCACAGUGUGGAGGAGCUGUGCAAAGUACUGAGCCAACCCCGCCACCAGCCAAUCGCCAUCAUUGCCAAGACUAUCAAAGGCAAAGGCAUCCCAGCGGCCGAGGAUAAGAUGAAUUGGCACGGAAAGCCUCUGCCCAAAGACAUGGCGGAGAUGGUGAUCAAAGAGCUGCAGAGCCGCAUUAUCAGCUGCAACAAGCGUCUGUAUCCUGCUGCUCCAAGCAAAGACGCAUCACCAGUUUGCCUCCGUAACAUUCGCAUGCCGAGUGCCCCCAGCUACAAACCUGGAGACAAGAUUGCUACAAGGAAGGCGUAUGGUGUGGCUCUGGCCAAACUGGGCCGAUACAACGAGCAUGUGGUCGUGCUGGAUGGCGACACAAAGAACUCCACCUUCUCUGAGCUUUUUAAAAAUGAGCACCCCAACCGCUACGUGGAAUGCUACAUAGCAGAACAAAAUAUGGUGGGUGUGGCGACUGGCUGCGCCGUUCGAGAUCGCAACGUGGUGUUUGCCAGCACUUUUGCAACCUGCUUUACUCGAGCGUACGACCAGCUCCGCAUGGCCGCCAUCUCUGAGAGCAACAUCAACCUGUGUGGCUCCCACUGUGGCGUCUCCAUUGGUGAGGAUGGACCCUCUCAGAUGGGUAUGGAGGACUUGGCCAUGUUCAGAGCCCUUCCUACAGCAACCAUCUUCUACCCGAGCGAUGCUGUCUCCACCGAGAAAGCUGUGGAGAUCGCAGCAAACACAAAGGGUUUAUGCUUCAUCCGAACCAGCCGCCCAGAGACCAACAUCAUCUACAACUGCAACGAAGACUUCCACGUUGGACAAGCCAAGGUUGUCUAUAAAACCAACGAGGAUCAUGUGACUGUGAUUGGAGCAGGAGUGACCCUACAUGAGGCUUUGAGUGCAGUGGAAAUACUCAAGAAAGAGAGGAUCAACAUCCGAGUGAUUGACCUCUUCACCAUCAAACCUCUGGAUACCAAGACAAUUAUUGAGAACGGCAGGGCCACCAGAGGUCGAAUCGUCACCGUGGAGGAUCACUACUAUGAAGGUGGUUUGGGGGAGGCGGUGUGCUCUGCGGUGGUCAAUGAGCCGGGCUUCACCGUGCACCGCUUGGCGGUUUCCCAGGUUCCCCGGAGUGGCAAACCCCACGAGCUGCUUCGCAUCCACGCCAUUGACCGUGAGGCCAUCGCCCAGGCGGUGCGCAAAGCUAUCAGCAGCUCUGCCAAUGCAAAGUAACAGGUGUGUGGGUUUGCCUGUCACUCACCAGCAAUCACCAUGGAGACAAGAAACCAUCAAAGAGGGAGGGGCUAAAGUUCCUCUCUCCUGUUGAAAAUAAAAAAAUUGAUUUUAGAGAAACAUGUUUUUUUUCCAUGUUUUAUGAAACACCCCCAUUCUCUGAGUUAAGCAAAAGCACCACCCCUGCACGCACACACCUCCACCCCCCAUGUCCUUCCUCCUCCUCGGAGGAGGAGCCUCUGGUGCUCCAACUAUUUCAAUAAAAGACUUCAUGUGGAUUCAAAUUUUUUAAACUAAUACUUAAAUAAAACCACUUCUCACUUUUCAGUGUCACCACUUUAUUAUCCCAGUGCGUAAAAUCCACUCUCAGAAGCUUCUUGAAUUUGAAAUCUUCUGAUUCUUGGGCCGAGGAAUCAUCACAUAAAUAAAGAAACAGUUUCUUCA
Molecule: messenger RNA, 2763 nt
Organism: Oryzias latipes (Japanese medaka)
Lineage: Eukaryota; Metazoa; Chordata; Actinopteri; Beloniformes; Adrianichthyidae
Product: transketolase
Biological process (GO): pentose-phosphate shunt, non-oxidative branch
Cellular component (GO): endoplasmic reticulum membrane; extracellular exosome
Molecular function (GO): thiamine pyrophosphate binding; transketolase activity
Source: RefSeq, a predicted model, not a curated record